This is a messenger RNA of Phytomonas sp. EM1, 2001 nucleotides long. The record is from the annotation of a GenBank genome assembly. Lineage: Eukaryota; Euglenozoa; Kinetoplastea; Trypanosomatida; Trypanosomatidae.
AUGAGUAACGCUGUUAGGGCCUCGCAGCAGCGCGUUUCAACCUCGGGUCUUCGUCAGCUUGGCGUCUCCAUGGAUGACUCUGCCAUCUUCAUAGAGGAUACCAUCGAUCGUACCACGGCCCAGUGCAUUUCCGCCUCCCCGUCUGCCGUGUCUUUUCUCUCACCGCAGCGAUUGCCCACUCCGCAGAGCCAUCUGGACGUUACGGCGUACGACCCGUCGCACCUUGGCGGGCUGCAUUUGACAAACGCCAAGACACCGAACGACGCAGCGCGAGCCGCGUCGAAGCCACGGGGGCCCUCCACCCCGGCUGCGUCCUGCGAGUCCACGGCGGGGGACGGCUGUGCCGUCAGGCUCGGCUUCGCGACCUCGCCGACACCGCUCAAAAGCCGCGGUCAAGUGCCCCGUGCCUCUCCCUGGGCCUCAUUGUUGCACGGCACGCCGAGACUGCGUAGCAGCAGCCCAAGCACACGAAUGCCUGAGCCAAUGGUACCCCUGUCUGAGCUCGAGCGCGUUGAAAAGGAGCGGAACCGUUAUGAAAAGAUGUAUGAACAUCAAAAGUCACUUUAUGAGGAUAUGGCUAAUAUGCACGCCAAGACAUACCGUGCGCUACAGGCAAAAAUUAUCGAUGUAGUGGCACUUUCUUCUCGUAACGAAGAGAGCAAAAGGUAUAUUCGACAACUCAAGAAGGAAAUGUCGGAAAGCCGCACGCGCGUAAUAGACAUACAAAAUAAGGUUUUGGAGGAAGCGCGCGCUGAGCGCGACGCGAAAAGUCGUUAUGAAGCUCUGAUAGAGGACCAGACACGUAAGUAUGAGCACAUGGCGGAGCGAAGUGAGGAUGCGUUAAUUGGAAUAGAAAGCUUUAUUCAGGAUUUGACGCAAAUGAAUCUUGAGGAGGACAAGCUGCACGUCUCACAGUUGGACACACUAUUAAGGGCAGCCUACACAAAGAACACUUCCUUGCUACGCGAUCUGAUGCGUCAAAACUGCCAGAUUGACCUUCUGUUUGGUAGCAAAGACUACUUGGAACGGCAGGUCGACCAACUCCGGAGGGAGAAGCGGGAACUCGAAAAAACGCUGGCUGAUGAGCGGCGUCAUAUGAUGCAUGAGACGGAACGUUUUAUUGAGCAAAUAGAGGAGCAGCAACAGUCAAUCUUAAGCUUGCGGCAAAUUUUAAUCCGUACGAUGGACUCCACCGCCCAGGCCGAGCCAUCUCCCAAGGGUAGUCGCAGUCCGUGUCCUAGCCUGGAUAUUGAACCCACAGCAGCAAAGUUCCGAGUAUCUCCUAUCGAGUCUCAAAAGACUGUCACUCGGAUCAGCUGCGAGGUGGCAAAUCUUUUUAGUAACUCGGUGAGGAUACAGAAUUCCGUCGGACGACUUCCCGCAGCACAUACCACCCAAGGCUCUGAGGACGGUAUUAAUGGUCCUCUCAGCACCAGCGACAAAGGGGUAGGGGAUUUAUUUCGUCCGCCCUCCGUUGAUAUGGCAGCGAUGCGUAUGACGAUAGCUAGUAGAAAGCAAAUCGGAGUAUCAUCUUCGGUGUUGAGCUCCCCGGGCACACUUAGCUCUGAGGAUAAUAGUGAGGCUGCGGAAACGAUCAUAUUGUCCAAUUCGCUAGAGCCACACUCCACUUAUAAUCCUUCAGAAAUAUUGACGGUAUCAAAACCCUCUCAAGAAGCAUCUGAGGCGAUGCGAGACAAACAGCUUGGACACUCACCCGCAUCUGGUGGGCUUGAUACAACUACUGAAGCACACAUGUGGAAACAAAAGUUGGGUGCAGGGAGUGAGGGGCAUCAAAAGGAGAAUACUGAUCCUUCACAUAGCGCCCUCAAGUAUCAGGCCCCUUCGAAGAAAUCCAAUGCCAAGUCUAAACCCGAUGCAAAGGGUCUCUGUCCUCGGCUUGCGUCGCGGGCAACACUGCGCACUUUAAUGCAGCGCUACAAUAAAUGUGCUGAAAGUCAUACCAGGUGCGAUCUCGGGCUAAGUGAUAGCUCCUCGAAAUGA